UCUGCACUCAAAGUGCACAUGCGCAGCUGUCACCUGUCAUCGUCAAAGUCACGUUUGUAAUCGCGAUACAUCCAUAUUAUAAUUUUCGCGUCUAAAAUGCGAAAUAGACGUAUUUAAUCAAGAUUCGGAGGAAGAGAAGAAAAUUGUAAGAAAGCAAAGACGGCGAAUCUGUUAUCCUAAUAAUAAGUAAUAAGAUUCAUGCAGUGCGUUGUUAAUUUUGCAUUCUGCUCGAACAAUGGAUAAUAAUGCGACUGACAAAUCGGGGAGACUUCAGUCCAACGAAGAGGUCAUCGAGGAACUUACCCGAGAUCUCGAAAGUUCCUGCAUCAACGCGAACGAGAGUACAAAAUCGAGAAACGUAGAGAGUGAUUCCUGGGAUAUCCUGGAUAAGGAGCACAACGAAGGUGAGGAUGAUGAUGCACAAAAUACAGAUCCUUCAGAGGAUGUGGACGAGGAUCUUCUCAAAGACAGAGAUUUAUUACUUACGGAGGCUGAACAGGAGUCAAUGAAAUGCGAGGCGGAAAAUUUAAAACAGACAGGGAAUGAUUUUUUCAAAAAUGGUGAAUACGUACAAGCAACAUCUCAAUAUACGCAAGCAUUGCGAAUUUGUCCUUUAGCGUACAGUAAAGAAAGGUCUAUAUUGUAUGCUAACAGAGCAGCAGCAAAAGCAAAAUGUCAGACGGAGAAGGAUUCUGCGAUAUCUGAUUGUACGAAAGCCAUUGAAUUAAAUUCCAAUUAUGUAAAGGCUUAUGUUAGGAGAGCACAAUUGUACGAAGAGACAGAUAAAUUAGAUGAAGCGUUAGAAGAUUUCAAGAAAAUAUUAACAUUUGAUCCCAAUCACACGGAGGCUAAUCAUGCUAUAAGGAGGUUACCUCCAUUGAUUAAUGAAAGAAAUGAAAAAUUAAAAACAGAAAUGUUGGGGAAGCUUAAAGAUUUAGGUAAUAUGGUAUUAAAACCGUUUGGCCUUUCUACAAAUAACUUUGAGCUGCAGCAAGAUCCCAACAGUGGUGGUUAUUCCGUAAAGUUUCAUCAGAACCCUAUGUAACAAGCUAGUUAUAUAUUUCUUAUUUAUAAGGAUUAUGGAUAAAAUGUCUCACUUAUCCAUAAGAACUAAGAUAUAUUUAUAUAUACUAUAAUCCUAUUGGGGAUUUUAUCUCCCUAAAAAGAGACCCACGUAAUAAAAUAUAGAUAUUAAUAAAAUAUUCUUGCGAUAUAAGAUCAAGAUUAUGCAAACUGGGUGGGAAAACAUUCCGUUGGAUUUUAUAGAUUAAAAUUAUCAAUGACAAAACUA
Messenger RNA from Nylanderia fulva, 1291 nucleotides. RefSeq names its product Tetratricopeptide repeat domain 1 (gene Ttc1). Gene Ontology annotation, molecular function: protein binding. The record is from RefSeq and is a predicted model, not a curated record. Lineage: Eukaryota; Metazoa; Arthropoda; Insecta; Hymenoptera; Formicidae.